Molecule: messenger RNA, 1095 nt
Organism: Blastomyces dermatitidis ER-3
Lineage: Eukaryota; Fungi; Ascomycota; Eurotiomycetes; Onygenales; Ajellomycetaceae
Product: glycoprotein endopeptidase kae1
Exons: 2
Coding region: 1-1095 (364 amino acids)
Biological process (GO): tRNA threonylcarbamoyladenosine modification
Cellular component (GO): cytoplasm; EKC/KEOPS complex
Source: RefSeq, a predicted model, not a curated record
AUGAUUGCUAUAGGCCUGGAGGGCUCGGCUAACAAGCUGGGAGUCGGGCUGAUGCUACAUCCUGACGACGGUGGUCCGCCGCAAGUCCUCUCCAAUAUCCGCCAUACCUUCGUUUCUCCCCCGGGCGAGGGGUUUUUACCUAAGGACACGGCUAGGCAUCAUCGCGCAUGGGUUGUGAAUCUUGUGAAACGCGCUUUGAAAGAAGCUCGAGUUACAGUGAGUGAUGUGGAUUGUAUCUGUUACACGAAAGGCCCCGGCAUGGGCGCCCCUCUACAGAGUGUCGCUGUCGCUGCGAGGAUGUUAAGCUUAUUAUGGGGGAAAGAAUUGGUUGGAGUUAACCACUGUGUUGGACAUAUCGAAAUGGGACGGUAUAUAACGGGAGCUCCUAACCCCAUUGUGCUCUACGUCUCGGGGGGAAACACCCAAGUUAUCGCAUACAGCUCCCAGCGGUAUCGAAUAUUUGGCGAAACACUUGACAUUGCCGUUGGAAACUGUCUUGACAGAUUUGCUCGUACGCUACAUAUCUCUAACGAUCCAGCACCUGGGUACAAUAUUGAACAGCUAGCAAAAAAGGGGCGGAGACUGGUAGAUCUUCCUUAUGCGGUCAAGGGGAUGGAUUGCUCUUUCUCGGGAAUUUUAGCAUCUGUGGAUGCAUUAGCUACAUCUCUUGGGCUGGGCGGGGAAGAGCAGGCAAGUAAAGACGCUGUCGAGCAAUCGGUAGAUGUCAUCAGUGACAUGACGAAUGACGACCUUCCUACGCGGGCAGACCUCUGUUUUUCACUUCAGGAAACAGUGUUUGCCAUGCUUGUUGAAAUCACAGAACGUGCGAUGGCACAUGUCAACUCGAAAGAAGUGUUGAUUGUCGGCGGCGUGGGCUGUAAUGAGCGUUUACAAGAAAUGAUGGGGAUCAUGGCUCGUGAUCGUGGCGGAAGCGUAUACGCAACGGACGAACGGUUCUGCAUUGACAAUGGUAUAAUGAUCGCUCAGGCUGGUUUAUUGGCUUAUAAAAGUGGAUUUCGAACGAAGUUGGAGGAUUCGACAUGCACGCAGAGGUUUAGGACUGAUGAUGUUUUUGUUAAAUGGAGAGAUAAUUGA